This is a messenger RNA of Eupeodes corollae, 4762 nucleotides long. RefSeq names its product jmjC domain-containing histone demethylation protein 1 (gene Kdm2). The record is from RefSeq and is a predicted model, not a curated record. The transcript is spliced from 4 exons. Gene Ontology annotation, molecular function: transcription coregulator activity; zinc ion binding; protein binding. Lineage: Eukaryota; Metazoa; Arthropoda; Insecta; Diptera; Syrphidae. The coding region runs from base 810 to 4535 and encodes 1241 amino acids. Gene Ontology annotation, biological process: regulation of transcription by RNA polymerase II; protein demethylation.
AAAGGUGUGGACGUGAUAUUUUUUCGUCGGUUCAAUAGCAACGCGAAAUAUUUUUCAUUCAAUUCAAUUCCAAUAAAAUUUUUUCGUUCGUCGUCGUACCCAUAUACCGCAUCGCUGCGAUUAUAAUUAAUUCUAAUUUUAAUGUUUUUCAAAGUAUCGAAGCUGCUUCUUGAGAAAAUUCAACUAAAUUUCGGAAAAUAAACAAAUUAUUAACAAUUUGUUUCGCCGUGCUGUGCUUUUCUCGCUUGGCAAGGACAUUUUUGCGAUCUACAUAAUUUUUUUUUCCUUCCGUAUCCGUUCCGACAUCAAAAUCCUCCCAAGUGAAAAAAUAAUUAAGUGCGAAAAUUACAAAUUAAAUGUGAUAAAAAGACGAUGAUUUGACGUGAAAACUAAGAAAAAUUAUUAACGAAAAAAGAAGCACUCGGACUUUUUCGUGUUUUUUUCAAGUAUAAACCCUCUGUAUUUGUUCCCUGUGUGCUGUGUGUUUGCUUGCUUACUGCUCGCAUCGCAUCGCAAGUCGCAAUCAGCAGCAGCAGCCCGCAGCUCUAGCAGCAGUAGCAGCUUUAGCUGGUGUUGUUUUGUAGUUGUGUUUGUAUAGUGUGGUGGUGGCGGAUAAAAUACAAGAAAAACAAAAAAAAGUGAUUUGGGCUCUGGGUCUGGUGCGAGAACGACGAAGACCGAAGACGUGAGGUAUUUUUCAGUGACCCGUGAGUGAUUGGGUUUAGAAAAUCGCCCAUAAAAGCAGGAAAACAGAAACAAAAACAAAUUUUUGUGUUGAUUUUGCUUGUACUUGAAAGUGUAAAGAGGCGAUGUCCGAAUCGGGGUCGCCAGCAAGAAGUCACCAAAGCCGCCGUCAAUUGCGCGAAAGAAAACAGAGGAAACUAUACCUAGAAGAAUGGACAUUGGGUGAUGAUGAGGGGGUUCGAGGAUUCAGCGUUGCUGAAAAAUUGGAAUCUCCAAAGUUUGCUCAAGCUGGCAUGGUACGGGAAAUGAGGGGUGCUGAUUUGACUGUUGGUUUUCUCCAGCAAUAUGGCUUCAAUAUUCCACUUUUAUUUCGAGAUAAAGCAGGCCUGGGUAUUCGUAUGCCAUCGCCUCAAGAAUUCGAGGUAAACGAUGUUCGUUUGUGCGUGGGUUCUCGUCGCAUGCUGGAUGUCAUGGAUGUAAACACACAAAAAAAUCACAAUAUGACCAUGAAGGAAUGGGAGCAUUAUUACGAAAGCACAGAAAAACAUCGGCUUCUGAAUGUUAUCUCCUUAGAGUUCUCUCACACUCGAUUAGAUGCAUUUAUUCAAAGUCCUGAUAUUGUACGAUUAAUAGACUGGGUCGAUGUAGUUUGGCCGAAACAGCUUAAAGAUGCACAAACUGAGGGUACGAAUGUGCUUGGUGACAUGAUGUAUCCGAAGGUACAAAAGUAUUGUUUAAUGUCGGUAAAGAACUGCUACACAGACUUUCACAUAGAUUUUGGUGGAACGUCAGUGUGGUAUCACAUAUUAAAAGGUAGUAAGGUGUUUUGGCUCAUACCGCCAACUGAAAAGAAUCUCCAACUCUACGAAAAGUGGGUUUUAUCCGGGAAGCAGUCGGAUAUCUUCUUUGGUGAUACAGUUGAGAAAUGCGCCCGGGUCUAUCUUACAGCUGGAAACACCUUUUUUAUUCCAACUGGGUGGAUUCAUGCAGUUUAUACUCCAACCGAUUCGCUUGUAUUUGGAGGAAAUUUUCUACAUUCCUUUGGCAUAGUGAAGCAGCUAAAGACUGCUCAAGUCGAAGAUGCAACAAAAGUGCCACAGAAGUUUCGCUAUCCCUAUUUCACAGAAAUGCUGUGGUAUGUUUUGGCGCGCUAUGUUUUUGCUCUGCUCGGCCGUUCUCAUUUAGAAGGUGAACCAUCUAUCCCUGAGGCAGAAAUUGAAAAUCGACCACAUGUUCAUUUGACUCACUACGAACUGUUUGGCUUAAAAGAGAUCGUAAUGUAUCUUUAUGAUCUACCACCGCAAAAGAAAAAUGUUCCAGAAUUGGUACGUGAUCCAGUGGCAUUAAUUAAAGAUGUUCGAACUCUGGUUGAGCGCCAUUGCAAAGAUAAGCCAGAUAUGGCAAUAACUGGAGAACCUGUGCUUAAACCUCAACCUAACAUGCAGCCAGAGUUUCAAAUUUAUGACCGUAUGAGGGUGAAAGAACAAAUAAAAGUUGAAAUUGCCCGAAAAAAUGAAGAGUUAUUGCAAGAACAUACUCAACUGACAGAGUCUUCCUGUUCGGUUGCUACGGCUGAAGAAGAAAAACCGCUUGAAGAUUCUGUCAAAGAUGAGCCCUUCUCAAAUGGUCAUUUCGAUAUAUUGGCUGUUUCGAGUUGCGGUAGCAGUUCUGCAAGUGGAAGCACGCCAUCAAUUGAAGAUAUGAAUUUUAUUUCUCCUUCAGUUACAAAAACUAAACCCCCAAAAAAGAUGAUAACUGCUGCAGUUGCUGCAGCUGCCGCUGCCGCAGCAGCGUCUGCAUCAGCUUCAGCAACAAGCGUAAGUUGUGGCAAUGCAUUGCCAUCUGAUUUGCCAUAUACAACAACCAGUGCGACAGUCACCAGUGCUGGUUUAUCAAUGAAUCAAAACAGUGUGAUAGUCAGUGCCUCAUCGUCCAAUCAAAUUAAUUCUGUCGAUUCCAAAACAAAUCAAAAUCAGCCUAGACGUCGUCGUACUCGCUGCAAAAUCUGUGCGGCAUGCCAGCGUUCUGACUGUGGAGAGUGCAGCUUCUGCUUAGAUAUGGUAAAGUUUGGUGGUCCAGGACGAGCAAAACAAACUUGUAUGAUGCGGCAGUGUCUUUCGCCAAUGUUACCAGUGACGGCACAGUGUAUUUAUUGUCAUUUAGAUGGUUGGCGUCAAACUCCUGUUUCUCCACAAGCCAAACUGCAAGCUGCUUUAGAAGGGCCGUCGGCACUGAUGGAAUGUUCAGUGUGCUAUGAGAUUGCCCAUCCGGAUUGUGCUGCACUGGCGAAUGGAAUGACAGAAGACGUCAAAGGGAUUAUAAAUGAAGAUCUGCCUAACAGUUGGGAGUGUCCGACUUGUUGUAAAUCUGGAAAAAACACCGACUAUAAGCCACGACAUUUUCGUGCUCGACAAAAGUCUUCAGAAGUUCGGAGAGUCUCCUGCAGCAGUGAUGUCAAUUCAAUUUCUGAUGGAAGACAUUUUCAUGAUAAUAAUAGCAGUGGAUCAAAUCUAGUAGCGAAUUCAAACAACAAUUCUCAACAUCACGAUUUUGUUUUCUCAAGUGAAUCUGAAAUGGAUACAACAAGCUAUAAAAAAGAUCUUAAACGUUCAUCGAUGUCCAAUAAAGAAAUUUCAAGUAUUAAAGUUGAUAAAAUCGACAGUAAUAAUCACAAUACCGAAGGGAACCACUGUCGAAAUCUUAAUCUCAGCUCAACAAAAAGAAGAAAAAGUGAUGAAACAAGUUCAAGUUGUAUUGCGUUGCAAGAUCAAAAUCACCACCUUAACUCGGAGGCAUUGGAAACAAAUUCAAGUGGCUUAACAGCAUUGUCAGCACCAAUUCCAACGACGACGACGAAUCCUACUAUAACAAGUUCAACAACAGCAUCCCAGCGUAAAAAGAACUCAAUAAGAUCGCAAUUAGCCCAACAGAUGCUUAAUUCUUCAACAAGAGUUUUAAAAAAACCCUUAUAUGCCAUCCGACCAACACCAUUUCAACAGCCUCAAACGCAAUCGCCUUCCAAUUUGGCCCUAGAUGCAACUCUCUUGAAGAUUGUUUUUCGUUAUUUACCGCCUGAGUCAUUGGUCACUUGUAGUUCAGUGUGUAAAACCUGGUCGAAUGUAUCAGUUGACCCAGAUCUAUGGAAAGUUAUGAGCUGUGCCGAGCACAAAUUAUCAGCAUCCCUUUUGAUGGCGAUUGUACGCCGCCAGCCGGAACAUCUCAUUCUCGAUUGGACGCAAAUAGCAAAACGACAAUUGGCUUGGAUAAUUGCUCGUAUGCCAGCUCUAAAAAAUUUGAGUCUGCAGAAUUGCCCUAUCCAAGCAGUUUUGGCACUGCACACUUGCCUUUGUCCUCCAUUGCAAAUCUUAGAUUUGAGCUUUGUGAGAGGGCUUAAUGAUUCGUCAAUUCGUGACAUUCUUUCACCGCCCAAAGAUUCUCGUCCCGGGCUGACCGAUUCGAAAUCCCGGUUAAGAAUUUUAAAAACGCUUAAAAUUGCAGGCACAGACAUAUCGGAUGUUGCAUUGCGUUACAUAACACAAGGACUGCCCUCUCUGAUUCAUUUGGACUUAUCAUCAUGUCAGAGAGUUACUGACGCUGGCGUAGCACAAAUUGGCACUUGUGCGAGUGCCAUAAGUACCCUUGUUGAGUUGAACUUAAGUGGAUGUCGUUUGAUAACCGAAUUGUCACUUGAUCAUCUGAGUAAAUGUGAAAAGUUGACUUGGUUGGAUGUAAGGCAUGUUCCCCAAGUUUCAACACAAGCUGUGAUCAAGUUUGCUGCCCGCUCUAAACACGAUCUCUGUGUGAAGGAUGUUAAAUUAGUGGAACGUCGGAAAUUACCACUCAAAUAUUAAAGAAUUAUCAAUUAAAGACAAUCAGGCAACCUAUAUAAUAAUUGUUUGUUUUCAAAACAAAAUCGUAUUGGUAAGUGGGCUUUUUUAGUUAAAAUAAUUAUGACGUAAAAAUGUAAUUUCUUGCCAAUAUUUGUAAAUGUAUUUUUAAAUAUUAAUAUAAGUGGAAUAGAAAUUCUUGUAUCUUCAAAAAUAACGUUACCAACUCUUAUGAUCAAAAUAAUACUACA